AUGGGAAAUCUCAACCUUUUAAACCAACAAGCAAACAUUGAGCCCCCUUGCUUGGAUGAUACACAGGCAAGUUUCAAUCUGUUGUGUGAACAAUCUGUUAUUGACCUCACUUCAGCUCUGAUUGUUGGGUGCCAAGCCUCGGGGAAGCUUCGGAGAGCUCUCAGCUACCGAGCUUUUUUGCCCCGCAAAAUUGGGGGCUCACCGCUUGCGUCAUUCACCGCCCCAAUAAUCCGGGGUCGAAGCUCGAAGCUUCCAAGCUUAACCUUGAGUCUGUAA
Penicillium coprophilum is the source of this 276-nucleotide messenger RNA. RefSeq lists its product as uncharacterized. Bases 1 to 276 code for a protein of 91 amino acids. Lineage: Eukaryota; Fungi; Ascomycota; Eurotiomycetes; Eurotiales; Aspergillaceae. The transcript is spliced from 3 exons. The record is from RefSeq and is a predicted model, not a curated record.